CAUAUAUUUUCCGCGAAUGGGCCGGUCUAGUCCAUUUGUGAAGCUGAUGUAUCCGCGGUUGGGCCGCAUCAUAUAUAAUAGUGGUACCAGCUGUUCGUUGGGCAAAUCGAAACACUCUACACAGCCAAGAGCCAACAGCUUCAGCAACUACUGUCUUCCCCUGACAACAUGAAGUUUUCAACGCUCUCCCUUCUCAGUCUCGCCGCCAUUAGCACACCAGCCCUUGCAUGUGUACAAUUCUCCCUGAACUUCAACCUCGAUGCACAGCGUAUAAAUGCCGCUUUAACAGAUAAUGGCGGUCAGAAAUGCGCGAUCACGGACCAGUUCUUCGGGAUUAUAAACAACGGCUAUGAUACCUGGGUUUAUUUGAGUUGCGUUGGAGGCUACCAAGCUGGCAUUUAUUUGGCCACUGGAGAGGUUCACUAUAAAUACGGUAGCUUUGAUGGAACUUUUGGUACGACGCAGACGGUAAUUGGUCAUACGACUUAUUGGACUGCGAAUGUUUGGGGUUGUUAGUAUUGAUCAUUAUUAGCAAUGACUACUCCCACUUCAGGC
This is a messenger RNA of Pseudogymnoascus verrucosus, 555 nucleotides long. RefSeq lists its product as uncharacterized. The transcript has 2 exons. The coding region runs from base 169 to 516 and encodes 115 amino acids. NCBI's taxonomy places the organism in Eukaryota, Fungi, Ascomycota, Leotiomycetes, Thelebolales, Thelebolaceae. The record is from RefSeq and is a predicted model, not a curated record.